AUGGCGACUUCGAUGGGUCUUGUUCCAAAUCCUUCCGAGUUCGAGGCCUUGCAAGAAACAUACGAUCUUUCUACGGUUGACGGAGUGGAUUUUCCGGCUUCUGGUGUCGUGAUCACUUCGCCUCCUUUUGGGAAGAUUGUCGUUUAUCUAAAGACGCUCGACGUCGGUCUCUGCCUCCCUCUGACUAACUUCCAGGAUGAGCUCCUUCGUCGCAAUGUGUGUAACAUCCAAAUGUUGACCCCUAACGCGGUUCACAAGAUUGUAGCUUUCGAGAUGAUCUGCCGGGCCAAUGAUAUCAUCCUAGACUUCUUCUUCAGGUACUUUUUCUGGUUUGGGGCCAUCAGCGACAAAUAUACAUUCUUCGCCUGGAGGUCAUAA
This is a messenger RNA of Lactuca saligna, 378 nucleotides long. The record is from the annotation of a GenBank genome assembly. NCBI's taxonomy places the organism in Eukaryota, Viridiplantae, Streptophyta, Magnoliopsida, Asterales, Asteraceae.